CUCAUAUCGCAAUCAUGUCCGCAUUGCAGACGUUCCUGCUGGUCGCUGACCAUGAUAAGCAGGAGGCCAAGCAGAUCGCGGAGCGAAUUGCCCACGAUGUGGAGAACAAGAAGACGACUCUGAUCGAGGUCGUGCAGUCCUUGGGAGAGUAUAUCAACGACGAAGACCCUAUCCUGCGCGGCAAGGCGGUGUCCUACCUUACCGCUGUCAUUAAAGCGCUCCCUCCGAAGUUCCUCACGAGGCAGCAAAUCCAAGUCCUUACCGCAUUCUUUUGUGACCGCAUCGAGGAUGGAGGGGCUGUUGCGGGGUUGGAGACACUGCAGAAAUUGGACCGGUUCAACAAAGCAUUGGCGGAGGAGGUCGCACAGGCGAUUUUCGGGCGCUUCCAGGAACUGCAGUCGAGGUCUCAGUCCCAACGUUUCCAAGUAUAUCAGCUGCUCAAUGAGUUGAUGCUGAACCACCGAGACGCUCUGCAUGAGAUGGGCGAUGAAUCUCUGGUGGGAAUAGUGGACCUUAUGACCGGCGAAAAGGACCCGCGGAACCUGAUGCUCGUCUUCUCGAUCCUAAAGGUUGUAAUGGUGGAAUGGGAUAUCUCCAAUCACGCCGAGGUCUUGUUCGACUCUGUAUAUAACUACUUCCCCAUUACCUUUAGACCACCUCCGAACGAUCCCUACGGCAUCACCGCGCAGGAUUUGAAAGAUCGUCUCCAGGACUGUAUCGCUUCCAACAGCCAAUUCGCGCCUCAUUCCGUCCCGUCUUUGUUGGAUAAACUUGACUCCACCUCCCCGAAUGUGAAGAAAGAUGCUCUUAACGCGUUGAUUGCCUGCAUCCAUGCCUACAAUGCGGAUGUUGUGUCCACCUACUCGAUCACAAUUUGGGAUGCCUUGAAGUUCGAGAUCCUCAACGCCCAGGAGGAGUUUCUCUCCGAGCUCUCUCUGCAGGUCCUGCGCGAUAUCGCUGCGCGCUUGUCGGAAGGUGUCACGGAAAUCUCCGACCAAUUGCCUCUGGCACAGUACUUGCGGCCAAUUACAAGGGAAUGUAACGAUCAGUUGCGGGAGCCCCAGCAGAAGCAAGCGAAGCCCGCCCAGCAAAUCCUCAGCUCGACAUCUGCCGCCUCUGCUGUCUCGUUUACAUUGGUCGUACGGACGAUGGUUGCACCGCUCCUGACCUUCUAUCAGGAAGCUGAUGGCAUCGCUAAACAGCGAGCUCUCCUGGAGACCCUAGUGGUUCUAUUCGACUCGGCCAUCAAGGUGUUUGGAGAGUGGAAAUCCUCCGACCCGGAACCCACCAUGGAGAAUCCUUUGCUUGAAUUCAAGGAUCAAUUCUCAGAGAUCUUUGGCCAGGCUCUGAUGGGUGUCAUCAAAGAAGAGGUCUCUUUCCGGACAUCUGCACUCAAGGGUCUUCUGCGCCUCUCGACCUUGCGCAACUACUUCCAAGAUAACGAGAUUGGCCUAUUCGUGCAGUAUCUCGAUGAAAUCCUCUUGAAAGAAGAAUCAAUUGGCCGGGACGACCUCAAAAAAGAAGCAAUCAACGCUCUGGCCGUGAUUUCGAAGCACACCCCCCGACUGAUUAUGGACAUCACCUUCCCGGCGUUCGUGGCGACCCUCCCUGAAACCGACGAUGGAAACGGCCCCAACUACAUCACGACGCUGGAAAGCCUUGCCCAAAUCAGUAUCGAAAAGGACAUCUUUGAGACACUGGUCCGACGUCUCUUGAGCAAGCUGACCGUUCUGCUGCAAAAGGAACAGCCUGGUAGUGCCGAGUACCCGCGGGCCCUGCUCUUGACAAUCCUCUAUGUGAUGAACCAGCGAGACAUGAGCAAAGACCCGAACCUGGAUCUCUACUACGACCGCAUCGUCGUCACUCUAUGCCGCAGCGCCGCAGCGACCGCAUCAGGCAAGGCAACCAACAACAUCCUAGCCGAUGCCACCGUCCUGGACAUCCUCGGCAGACUGUCGAACCUGAUCGUCCGGUCUCUCCCCAGGAGCAAACAAGACGAAGUCGCAGAGAACACCUACACGCUCUUCGCCAGCGCAGAAGACUUCUCCCCGGUGCCAUUCGCCCCAUCAACUAGCGACUCCCACGAGCGCACGAUGAUCCUCUCGACCUACCUCCUCGCAGGCCUCCCAGCCGACACCGCCAAGCUCCCCCACACGCACCCCAACAUGUCGGCCCUCCUCACAGACAUCACCAACCGCUCAAUCACCUCGUCCGAGUCCGGCGAACCAGCAACGCACCUCGCCUUCCUCCGCCACAGCGCCCUUCUAGUGAACAAGUUCCUCCCGAAGGCAGACCUCAACCUCGCAACGGACACAGUCUUCACCCUCCUCCACCAGAUCACCGAGCAACAAACCCCCCACACAACAGGAACCAUCAAAGCCGCCUUCUGGCUCACCAAAGCCCUCGUCCUCCGCCUCGCCCCCAAAACAACCGACCUCCUAACAUCCCUCCUCUCCCUCCUCUCCUCCCCCUCCCCCCAAACAAGCACAACAGCCUCCCGCAGCUUCUCCAUCCUCCUCUCCGACGACGACAUCCUCUCCCCCACAAACGGCGCCACAAUCCGCCUCCUCUCAAAGCAACGCGUCUUCACAACCCUCGUCCCCCUAAUCUCCACCCGCAUCCGCGACGUCAACAUCACCAACAACACCACCCCCAACCAGCAAAACCCAGACCACAUCAAACCUGCCCACCUAACAGCCCUAUCCGGCCUUCUCUCCACCAUCUCCCCAAAACUCGUAACCCCCGAACUCCCCACCCUCCUCCCCCUCCUCCUCCAAAGUCUCGACCUCCGCACCGCAGACUCAGACUCGCUCGCCGUCCGCGCAGCAACCCUCGAGACCCUAGCCGUCAUAAUCCGCGACAACGGCGUCUCCGUGAUCGAAGAGUGCGGACACGUGCAGAGCCUCGUCACGCGUCUGCUAAACACAACCACCACCAAUAACAAUAACAGCCCGCGUCUCCGCGCCGACGCAGUCAAAUGUCUGGCGUUGCUGGCGGCGGGACAGCAUUCUCACGCUGAUGCGCCUGCUGUUGCGAGAGCCGGGAAGCUGUCUCCGCUUUUGCCGGUGAAGAAUCAGGUGUUGCGGGCGUUGCGGUUUGUGUUGGAUGAUCCGAAGAGAGAUGUGCGGAAGGCUGCUGUUGAUGCUAGGGCGGCUUGGUUGAGAGGGGUGGAUGAUGCCCCUGAGGAGGAGGAUUGAUUAGAUUAUUGAUCUAAUGGUCGAUUGAUUGGUUGGAUGAUUGGAUAAAAUUCUGUUGUAGAUUUUCUGGUUUUUAGAUGUUACUUUUUUUCUAUUAUUGUUAUGCUUUAUGCUGUGUUAUGCUAUGCUUUACUUUUGGG
This is a messenger RNA of Aspergillus campestris IBT 28561, 3337 nucleotides long. RefSeq names its product MET18/MMS19 family protein. The record is from RefSeq and is a predicted model, not a curated record. The coding region runs from base 15 to 3197 and encodes 1060 amino acids. The transcript has 6 exons. Gene Ontology annotation, biological process: iron-sulfur cluster assembly. NCBI's taxonomy places the organism in Eukaryota, Fungi, Ascomycota, Eurotiomycetes, Eurotiales, Aspergillaceae. Gene Ontology annotation, cellular component: cytosolic [4Fe-4S] assembly targeting complex.